CAAGAAUUAAUUUUAAAAACGACAAUGAAGAGUCUGGAGAUGAACUAACAGAAGAGGCAAGGUCUCGGAUUCGGACAAUGGUGAUCAGAGGUUAGCGAGAGAGAAUCAAAUAUGCUGAAGUUCUGAUCAAGAAGAUAAUUGACGAGCAAUCAGUGUUGGAGAUAAUCGCUGUAGAGGUACCACAGCGGGUUAUUGGAAGAAUCAUUGGGAAAGUUGGAAAGACUAUUCGACAGUUAUGCGUAAUUUCAGGUACUUUAGGUGUUGAUUGUCCCUCAAGCUUUCACAGACCAGCUAAUGUUUAUGUCUGUAUUUAUCUAUUUUUUAGAUGUUGUUGAAAUAAGCUGUAGUAUUUAAUACACCAAAAUGCGUGACGUUACGAUUUUGCGUGGAGUCGUAACAAUACAUGACUAUUCGACAGUUAUGGAGAAUUUCAGGUAAUUUAGGUGUUGAUUGUCCCUCAAGCUUUCACAGACCAGCUAAUGUUUAUGUCUGUAUCCAUUUUUUAGAUCUUGCUGAAAUAAGCUGUAGUAUUUAAUCCACCAAGAUGUGUGGCGUUACGAUUUUGAGUGGAGUCGUCACAAUAUAAGAAUAUAUAUUCUGUUCAACAUAUUGUAGGUGUUGAAAAAUCAAAAUUAAUAGUGAAAAUGAGAUUGGUGAUUAUCGAUCAUGUGAGAUUAUUGGAACUGAGACACAGAUUGCAUGUGGCAAACAACUGAUUGAUGACAAAAAUCUGAAGACAAAGAAUUCAGAGCAAAGAGAAAAAGUGCUCAGGAAAGUACACUAAUUAAAUGUUCUUUUAGUUCAUAAUUAUCUCGUUGAGCAACAUUAGAAAGCUUAGCUUAUCAGUUGUUGUCUCUCGAAGUACUAUAUAAAAUGCAAGCGUAGUUAAAAAUAAAUGCGAACCAAACCAAGAGCAUUGCACAUAUUUUUAGCCUGUAAAAUAGAAGAUGGUUUUAUUUGAGAUGAAAUCAGAAAUCCUUCCUAGUAAAUUAAAUAUAUUUCAAUGUUGUAAUUGUAUGAAUUUUUCUUUACAGCAAAGGACAAGUUAACAUUUGCACAUUUACUUGUGCUGGUGAGUACUUUGGGGUGUAUGUGUCUGCAAUGGAGAAACCGAUCCUGCACCAACAUCGGACGUCGUCGAUGCGCGCGUAUUCAUAUGAUAGACUCGGAUAUUUUCAAAAUUAAACGAGACUUACCUUGAAGUUAAAGUCUGAUUUGAUCCUGAUGACGCGAUAUGAUUUGAUCCUGAUGACGUGUACGCUACGCGUUAUAUGAUACGCGUAUGCAGAUGACACGCUACGCGCAUGAUACUCGUACCACAGGCAAAAAAGUGUUGAGAUAUACGCGAGCUGUACUGCACAUCACGUGUCACAUGACAUUACAUUACAUGACAUGACAUGACACCACAACACGUACAUAUGUCAUAUCACAUGAAAUAUGAUUGUACAUGUCACAUGACAUAUUACCAACAUAUUUUUUAGAUGAGUAUACUGGACUAUGAUGAGGAUGGUAAUGUUGAUCACAGCACAAUAAUACCCAUGGUGGAUGGUGGGACUGAAGGUGAUGUUUUAGUCAAAUGGUAAUCUAGAGCUGCCAAUUGGCUUGAAUUAAUUUAAGCUGAAAAGUGAUAUCCAAACAUUACAAUGAAGACCUUAUUUAAGCUUAUAACUAACGUGAUUUUCUAACUGUUUCAUCUAUGCAGCAUUCAAAGGCAAUGCAACAGUCAUCAUUCCUGGUGUCACUGCUUGUAUUGAGUGCACGCUAGAUCUCUAUCCUCCGCAGGUAAAAUAUCACUUUUCGCUCACCACUUGAAAGUAUUCCAUGCAGUAAUUUGGUCAAUGUUGCAAAUUGUAGGUCAACUAUCCAAUGUGUACGCUUGCUUCUACGCCAAGACUACCUGAACAUUGUGUUGAGUUUGCGAAACUUCUUCAGUGGCCUGAAGAAAAACCUUUUGGAGGUAAACAAUGGUAUACUUGGUAUCAUGAUGAACAUUCAAAAUCUCCAUGUAUUCUGGCGUGUUAAAAUGAGUGCUGGCGCCAUAAUUCAUUGCCGUUUCGUUAAAAAGAAAUUUUAAAUGUAGCCAGCUUAUGCGUGUUUACUCAAUGACAUAGCCAGAAAACGAAUCGUACACGAUUAAUCGCAGCGUGUAAACGUAGCUUUAGACACAUUUAUAUGAACCUAUUUAUCUCUUUCCAAAAGAUAUUGCUGUUGAUGGAGACAAUCCCCAACAUGUUCAGUGGAUUUAUGAAGAAGCUUUUAAAAGAUCUGAGGAUUACAAUAUCAAGGGAGUUACUUACAGACUUACACAAGGUAUACCCUGGAAAUUACAGUAUUCUAUCUCAUACAGUAUUUGGCACUUUGGAUCACCAACUAACCCAUGUUAUUUUCAGGUGUUAUCAAACAUAUAAUACCCGCUGUUGCCUCAACUAACGCUGUUGUCGCUGGUAAGUCAAUUUCACUGGAAACAGCAAUUAGGAACUUACAUCUUGCAACAUAUGUUGCAACAAUUGACAAAUUUUGACUGACCACUGACGUCUUAAAGAUAUUUACUAACACCUGACAAUGUAACUGAUUUAUAGCUGAGAAAACCCCAAUGUGUUCUGAAUGCUACAUAAAUAUUCCUUUUCCUAGCUGCGUGUGCAUUAGAGGUUUUCAAGCUGGCAACCAAGUGAGUAAUCCAAAACUAAAUUGUGUUAUCUAUAUACAGUAGUAUCCUAAUUUCUGCAUGACGGUGAUCGAUGCUCUGACGACCGAAGGGCCAUAUCCUCUUGUAAUAUUCCAUCAUAUUUUAUCACAUAGUUGUUCUAAGCCGCUAAAUAACUACAUGGUCUUCAACGAUUCUGAUGGAUUAUAUACAUAUACUUUCGAAGCGGAGAAAAAGGUAAUUGUAUGUUGUUGCAUUUAAUUUUCUUGAUUACCAUGGUCAAGUAAAACGCGCGAAAGCCAACAAUAAUGGAACAAGUUCUGAGUUUUGUCAUUGAAAUAUUUCCCAGGAAGAUUGUUCUGCUUGUGGUCGAAUUCCUCAGCGACUAACAUUCUCUCGUGAUGAUACGCUGCAAAAUCUUCUAGAUCACUUGGUAGAAAGUCCACUGUUGUGAGUAAAAUAUUCCAAUUAUAUUAAUCCCUCAAGGUUUCAGACCCUCAAGCUUUUUCAGACCCUCAAGGGUCUCAGACAGAUCCUCGGCCUUUUCAUCAUGCCUGUAGAAAGUAGAAAGUUUUGGAACAGUGCUAACUCCAAAAAUCAUUAGGAGCUAGUUAUCUACAAUCAACUUUUCCUUAUGUAUCCCGUAUACUGUAUAUGACAUUGUUGCACCGUAAAAUUUUCCAAAUAUAGUAAAACUAUUUAGUAUUUUUAAUUAGAGUUUGUUCUGCCUCUUUAGUCAAAUGAAGGCUCCUGGGAUAACAACGUCAAUAAAUGGAAAAAAUAAAACAUUAUAUAUGCAGGUAACCCAGAAGACUAAACUACAGGGUUGGUAAGUUAGAUGAAUAAUUAGGCCAAAUCGUCAUUAGUGCCGUUUAGAAAACAGAGAAAACAAAAGGUCAAGACAAAGAAAACAAAGGCCUAGUGUGACGGUGUUCGGCCUAAUUAUUCAGCAAACCUACCAACCCUGCUAAACUAGAGCUUGAUAUUACUCGCGAGUCGCCACUGACAACUUUUGACUGUUUUCAGAGUGUUCCAUCUAUUGAAGCAGUGACUAGACCAAACUUACAAAAGAAACUUACAGGUAUGACGCGCAAAAUUACUCUGCCUCAUGCAGGGCGCUUAUAUACUUAUAAGCGCCCUGGCCUCAUGCGUGCGAAAUGCGUGGAAGAAUAAGUGCUCGCAGGAAAGACUGCACGCAAGAAUAACGACGCGCAAGAAUGACUGCGCGCAGGAAUAACUGCGUGCGAGAAUAACUGCGCGCAAAAAAUGACUGCGAGCAAAAAUUGACUGCUUGCAGGAAUAACUGCGCGCAAAAAUGACUGCGUGCGAGAAUAACUGCGCGCAAAAAUGACUGCGCGCAGGAAUAACUGCGUGCGAGAAUAACUGCGCGCAAAAAUGACUGCGCGCAGGAAUAACUGCGUGCGAGAAUAACUGCGCGCAAACAUGACUGCGCGCAGGAAUAACUGCGUGCGAGAAUAACUGCGCGCAAAAAUAACUGCGCGAAGGAAUAACUGCACUUUGCAAAUGAAUAAAACUGUAUGGCAGAGAAAAAAUGAAAAACCAGCCAAGUUUUUUUGUACCAAUAUUUUUAGAACUUGGUAUUACGGAUGGGCAUGAAAUUGCAGUUGCGGACUCUACUUCACCGAAACCAAUCGUAUUCCGAAUUUACUUUGAGUGAAACAGUGUGACAGUAGUGUAUGAUUGUAAGGUGGAUUUCACUUGGUGGUUAUGCUGUAUGGACGUUAUUGAGAACAGUUUCGUUCUUCUACGAGUGUUAACAUUUCUUAAUUUGACUGGAGUCUGCCGACAUUACAGGCUGAUGGUCAUUAUUUUGUGGUAGAUAUGCACCCUAAGUAAGUCUGUAAACAGCAAGUGAAACAUCUAAAUAAUGACUUUCAUGAAUCAAUGUUCUUCAGUCGACAAAAAAUGAACAGUCUUGUACAUUCAGUAAGGUAGUAAAUUCAAUAAUCUUGGUAACUGGGGUGCAUCCAGCAAGGUUUUUCUAGGGGGGUGCUGAGUGAGCAGCCGAGUUGUUUCUUUAUAAUUCUUUAGGAAAAUUUUUCCUGCAAUAUGGACAUUGAAUUAUGAGCUUCAGUUUGACUUCAAAAAAGGAAAAACCUUGGAAAUUAUGCCAUAGUUCUGAAUUUGAUUUUUUUGCUCCCCUGUACACCACCCUAUAAAUCCACCCCUGCUUGGUAAGAUUAAAAGUUUAGUCAAUUCAAAAUAUAUUGAUAAUUGUAUAAACAGAAAUAUGUAAUUAUUCUUUUAUACAAGAAUGUGUACAAGAUUGUUGGAAUUUUAUUUUAAGUACAGUAUCGUUCAUAGUUGUUUACCAUGCAGAAAGGAACAGUGCUGUUUUAAUGUCUUUAUAACUUAUGUUGAGCAAGUACAGACAUGAGAAAAUGGUCCAGUAUUGCCAUUUAUAACCCCUCUUACCCAGACACUAUAUGAAGUAUCAUACUUUAUCUUCUCGUCAAAUGUAUGUUGUGUGAUGCCUUGCAAUGAAUAUGCCAUGUAGUUCUCAUCUAAUACAUCCUGAAUCCAAACUUCACUACUAACUUUGGAUUGGUCAUAAAACUGCAUGUUCCAUGAAAUAUUCCAAGAAACAAAUAUACCCACUCCAGUUUCAGAUUCCAGGCUUUUGCACAAUACAUUUGUUAUUUUUCCAGGAUACUUUUUAACAUAGUCCCUUUUUUGUGCCUGUUUGCUUCCAUUUAAAGCAUUUUUCAUAACUUCCAUGAAAGUAGGAAUAUCGACAAUUGUGUCUUGGUAGAUUCUAAAUAACCAGUAGGGGUUAUUGCAGCAUAAAUGUCUCGGCACUUCAUUUGUGUUUAAAAUAGUUGUUUGCAUUUCACUAUCCAAAUACAUGAUUCCACCUUCGGAUUUUGUCCUAUUGGGAUACACUACAGUGUUGUUCUUGAUAUUAUUCUGCCAAGAUGUGUAAGUUAUAUCCAUUAUUUCAGCAAGAGUUUUGUAUGGUGUAUAAUUCUGAGGGUUGAUGGCGUAUGGAAAUAACUCAAUAACAAAACCACCAGGGCUAAGAAACAUUGAUAAAACUAAUAUUGAUCCAUGCAUGCCAAUGAUUCCCACAGAACCUUGGAUUUGUUUGAUAAUUUCACCAAGUCUGUUAGUUUCUAAACUAAGCCUAACAACUCGAAGAUUAAAAGUCGUUGCAAUGGAAAAUGUAAGUUGUAGCUCAUUUAGUAUGAGACGGUUUGAUUCACGAGAGAAUAGAAUAACAUAGUUGGAAUCUUUGCUUUUGCUGGUUGUCCCUAGUUUAUUGGUAACAUAUUCUGUGAACUGUUGUAUAAUGCUGCCAUCUGGCCUAUGGUUAGGUAUUGGUCCUUGUGGAAUAUGGAAACCAUAGUCGUACCAUGUUGUCGAUUUUGAUAUGCCAACCAUAACAUCGCGAAAACAGACUAACGAUUUGUUACUCUUUGAUAGAAGAUAUGUUAACAGGAUUGGUUUUCUAUUGGAGAAUAAUUUAUAUAGCUCAAAAUAAGGCCCCUCCUCUCUCCCUUCCAUGAAUAUAAUUUGAACUUCCAUGUUAAAUGGUUUAUUUUGUUGUUUGAAAUCUUGGAAAUACUGUCGUAAAGUGUAGAAAAGUGGUAACAAAUCGUCAUGAAUUACAUGCAUUAUGUUCUCUGGGUUAAAUCUAUGAAAUAGUAAGCUUGGGUGGUCAAUAUGAACAAUUUCUGAGAAAUAUUUCAAAGCAGAGACAGGUGCAUCUUGGAAAUUAAAGUACUGUAAGUUAUGGUCAUUAAUGGAGGAUAGGUCCAGCAAUGCUGGUGAACAGCGCUUGUCGGGCACUCCUUGGACAACACUGGACUCUCCGUGGAAAAAGAUAAACUCUCUAAGCCAUGGUGAGUAAUAUAAAUUCCUAAAUUUACAUAGACGUUCACUUCUCUCCACACCAUCACACCAUAGGCUGGACUCUUGCACCAAAGUAUUUAGUCUGUUUUGUGGAAUUGAAUGGUCCUUUCUCUCCAGACAAUCUCUGUUAGUAUCUUUGCGUAAUUUCACUGCAGGAUUAUUCACGUUUUCUGUCAGUUUGUAAAGAAUUAAGGUAAAAAUACAAUGAGAAAUAAUACAAUACCAAAAUAACCAACUCAUAUUGCUCCUUGCGCUAGACUGUAACAACAACUGAUGGUAACAAUCUCUCCCUCCCCCCUGUUAUUAGUGUCAAAAGUUAUAAAGAAAGGGGGGUUGGGAGGAUGGAUAAUACUGUGGUACAAGCAGUGAAUAAAAAGCCGCGUUAUAUUUCGGGAACUCCGGUCGAAAUAUAUGUGAAUACUAGCGGUAUAGCUUACCAAUCUGUGCGUUACUGUUGAAGAAUAAUAUUUCUCACUCUGAGAACGUUGGCCACAUUAAAACCAACCCUGUUCAAAAAUGCAAAACAUUGAUAUUUUUGCAGCUGCGUUUGUGGCAUUUCUUGGAGAUACCGGAAAUAGCACUGCUUUCAAUUCCGGAAAAUAUUACAUUCAUCACAAGAUCUGCCUGAGCCCGGGUAGGUAAGUAAAAAUUAAUUUCUUGUUUUAGCUAAAACUUUCGCUUCAAAGAAGUCUAUACUUGGAUUUUAAAUGGAUAAAUCUAGUGCAGUGUGUUUACGUUGCACUACAUUGCUUCGUGUUGACUUUUUUGCAGUUACUUCAUGAUUCAACAUUUUGUCUGCUUGUCCUCCCUCCCCAAAGUUUUUCGUUGCAUCAAGAACAAUGUUGUAAUUGAUAUGCCUGGGUUAUUCCCUUUUCAACGAAAUGCACUUAUUUUUCUUGGUAAACGUUUUUCAACGUGAGUGUUUGAAACAGCAAAUAUAUAUGAAGGUAUGCUCUUCUUGAAUGUUUUAUUUUUGAUAUUAAAUCAUUUCAAUUCUGACUUGUAAAAAAUGCAUUGUCAUUGCUUUACGUUUGCGACAUGAAAUGUGAUAGUGUGAUACUGUCUGGUAUUGCUUUGCACAUCACAAAUACGACGAAAUAAUAAGCGUCUGUGGUUCUUGUUCAUGGUAUUUCCUUUGAUUAUAGAAGUAUUUUUGUCUAUGUGUUUGAUAUAAGCUGUUAGUUGAAUGAUUUAAUAGAGAAAAAGUGAUUUCCAGUUGUACAAAUGUUGUGUUUUUAUCAAACCUUGCUACCAGCGUUCGGGCGGAAGUACUGUUGUGAUAAGAAUUUGUUUGCGGUUUGAGAAGCUUCCCACGUAGGACUUCUAUUUCUGACACAUUCUUAAGUUACUUUGGUAAAAUUGUCUUCAGAACAAAACCACUUGUGUUUGAGGGUGUAAGUAUUCCAGAGUAAAAUAUCCAAAGUGAACCUAAUCCCCCUGUUGUGUUUUUUACAGAACAAACCUUGCAUGUAAACUAACUUUUAUAUUUACACGUACUGUAUCAGUGCUAAACUAUCAGCUCUACAGCUCCCCAGUUUACAAGAGGAACAGAAGUACCCAGAGAAGUCCUGUAAAGUAUGAUUUUUGUGUGAAGAAUAUUUCUGUGAUGCAUAGCAGUUACUCUGCAAUAAAGGUGGCAUAUUUGAGAAUGGCUGGAUUGCCUGACUGGAAAGGAAAUUGUGUGUCGGAGAUUUCAAAAAUUUAAUAGUAAUUAUAUAGAAAGCAUCAAAAUUGUGCGCCAGAGAUGUCUGCCGUGCAAUACAAACUUUCCACACUGGCUGCAUUGUAUGCAUAGUCUGGCUUCAUUUUCAGUACUAAAUUGUGGUCUUGUGAAUGAAGCUUGCUCUCAGUACAUACAAGUUGAAUAUGUGGAUGUUGCAGGAUUUUCUUGAAAACAAAUGGACAGAAAUUGAGCUGAAAUUUUUGUGAGGGAAAUUCAUUCCCCAUGCAGACCAAACAUUAAUGUCAGGCAUGUGACCAAGGCUAAUAUUUAUACAGAGGUGUGUUCGUAGCCAUAUAGUACACUUCAUGAAAUGAAACUUGAGUUGAUGUUUAUUUUUAGGAACUGAAAAUGAAGCAAUUGAUUUAUAUUGAUUGACAUGGCCGAGUCAAAAAGCCGUCCAGUUCCUAAACGAAGGUCAGUACACCUUGGCACCCACAGAGGUGAUGAAUUCUCAACCACAGACUUGUAUGGCAGUGGACAAGAUCUACAAACAG
Paramuricea clavata is the source of this 8734-nucleotide messenger RNA. Lineage: Eukaryota; Metazoa; Cnidaria; Anthozoa; Malacalcyonacea; Plexauridae. The record is from the annotation of a GenBank genome assembly.